AUGCCAGUCAUCAUUGAAACCAUUUUAAAGGGAUCUGCUGUGUGCAAAUGGGAAUUACAUUUCUCCUUUACCAGAUGCUUACGUGGCAAAGAUAACUGCAAAAUGAUUAAUAACAACAAAAGUGGCGCCCGACUGGCCCGGCUCCGCUUCCGGGGGGCGCUGCUGCCGCCUCCGCGGCCCCGGAGCGGGGGCGCCCGAGGAUCCUUCGCCCCCGGCCACGGCCCCCGCGCCGGGGCUUCGCCGCCCCCCGUGUCCGAGCUGGACCGUGCGGACGCCUGGCUCCUCCGGAAGGCGCAUGAAACAGCCUUCCUCUCCUGGUUCCGCAAUGGCCUCCUGGCAUCAGGCAUUGGGGUCGUCUCCUUCAUGCAGAGUGACAUGGGUCGGGAAGCUGCAUACGGCUUCUUCCUGCUGGGCGGCCUGUGCGUCGUGUGGGGCGGUGCCUCCUACGUGGUGGGCCUGGCUGCACUGCGGGGACCCAUGCAGCUGUCGCUGGGGGGCGCAGCGGCGGGCGUGGGGGCCGUGCUGGCCGUGGGCCUGCUCUGGGCUUGUGACGUCGGUCUCUACAUGGGUCAGCUGGAGCUGGAUGUGGAACUGGUGCCCGAGGACGAUGGGACCGCCACCACCGAAGGCCCCGACGAAGCCGGCCGGCCGCCACCGGAGUGAACAGCUGGGCCACGGGGAAUGGCCGGUCGCUGGACGGCCCGAGGACCGGGACAUUAAAACCUGACCCUUGUCCACAAAAAAAUCAA
This is a messenger RNA of Panthera uncia (snow leopard), 749 nucleotides long. RefSeq names its product transmembrane protein 160-like. The record is from RefSeq and is a predicted model, not a curated record. The transcript is spliced from 2 exons. NCBI's taxonomy places the organism in Eukaryota, Metazoa, Chordata, Mammalia, Carnivora, Felidae. Bases 1 to 663 code for a protein of 220 amino acids.